Messenger RNA from Capronia coronata CBS 617.96, 924 nucleotides. RefSeq lists its product as uncharacterized. The transcript is spliced from 3 exons. NCBI's taxonomy places the organism in Eukaryota, Fungi, Ascomycota, Eurotiomycetes, Chaetothyriales, Herpotrichiellaceae. Bases 1 to 924 code for a protein of 307 amino acids. The record is from RefSeq and is a predicted model, not a curated record.
AUGUCUGGAAAUUCUGCCAAGUCUUUCAUCACCCUCAAGAAGGAGGCGUAUGCCGACGCUGAGGCCGAGUUCGCCGCGCAGGGCAAACCCCUCCCAGAUGGCCACGUGCCUCCCAUCGACCUGUGGCAGAUCCGUCAUUUUCGGGACGCCGAAGAAACCGCGGCGAUGGAGGCCAACCCCACUCCUGUCUAUGCACAGGUCAAGAAGCGCCGCCAAGCCAGAGCCGCAGUCGAGCUAGCAGCCGCCGAAGGAUACCGCCGCGAGCUGCAGGAGAAGCAAGACAAGAGAGAGACAGCCUGGCUGGACGAAAUGGAAAAGCGCAAGGCAGACCGGGAGCGGGAGGCCCAGGAGCGUGAGGAGCGCCAGAGAAUGCAACGAGAGAACGCCGCCCUGGUUCGCGCCGACAACAAGCGCAAGCGAGAGACCGGCGAUGCCGACUCGCAGGCAGCACAGAGCAACCAGGGCACAACUGGUAACAAAGCAUAUCCGAGCUUUAUCGUUACCGGCGGCGCCCGCGUAUCUCAUGGCAACUCUCGUUGGAGACCGAUGGUUGUCGACUCGGACGAUGAGGCUGAGUUCUUCCCGAAGGCGAAGCGAGUUCGUACUUCGAAGGAGGAUACGCCUGUGGUUGUCCAUGCCGACAGAUUGUCCUCGUUGAAGCGGAAGCGAGCUGCGCAGGAUUCGCACGAGUCAGACAUUGAGCCGCUGGCGCUGAAGUCGAAGAGGCGUCGGUUCGAGACCGUCCGCCUAGAAUCCAACAAGGAGAACCUGGGGCAGAAGAAGGUCCACAACGAGGCCGUGAAGGGUGGAAAUUCCGUGAAAGCCACGGCUAAGCGGCCAGUGGCGCUUGGUGCAAAGAUGAAGAUGUCGGCUACGGCUGGCAUUUCCAAGACCAAGCUGCGAAAAAGCCAGCCAAGCAACUGA